This is a messenger RNA of Suricata suricatta (meerkat), 3931 nucleotides long. RefSeq names its product EF-hand calcium binding domain 13 (gene EFCAB13). Bases 112 to 3843 code for a protein of 1243 amino acids. Lineage: Eukaryota; Metazoa; Chordata; Mammalia; Carnivora; Herpestidae. The transcript has 33 exons. The record is from RefSeq and is a predicted model, not a curated record. Gene Ontology annotation, molecular function: calcium ion binding.
GUUCGGUGGGCGGAGCGUCGGCCUCGGUCAGGAAAUCCAUUUGUGCUCAUUCAUACUUGUUCAUCAAGGCCUUUGAAUCCUCAAGGGCAGAAUUUACCUCUAAACUGAAAAAUGGAAACUAAAGUACCUUUAUUCUGCCAGGCAGAAGAAAAUACUGAUGUAUCAGAUGAAGGCUGUAAUUCUUUUGCAACCAACUUGCCACCAACACAUAUUGAUGACAAGAAAGACAUCAAGUUUUCUAAAAUGACACAGAAGAGAAUUUCACAUGAAGUUAGGGGUUUGAGACUGGAACACAAAAAAAUGUAUGAAACAUCAAUAUUCCUAUGUGGAGAAGAAAAAUCCUCUAAUUUUUCAGGAGAGGAAGAGAUCAGAAGAAAGAAAAGUUUGCAAGUAGAAUUUCAUACUAAAAGAACUGAGAUUGCCCCUUCCUCAGUGAAGGUGUUGAAGGAGAAGAUGACUAAGAAAGAAAGCUCCUUACUCAAGUUGCCGAAUCAGUACAGCGUUCAGAAGACUCUCUUGCCCCUUUGUACAUCUUCCUCAGUUGUUCGGAAAAGGGAAAUGUUUUCUAGCCUCUGCAAGACACUGUAUAAUGAAGCACCUCAAGGACACUUACACGAAUUAAGUGCACUUCAGAAGGCCUGUAAGAUUUUUAGCAAAAUUCAUAGUGGUAAGAUUUAUGUCAAUGAUCUGCCAAUGGUCCAUCACGCCUUGAAGAUUUUUAUAAGUGAUUCAGAAAUGCAAAAGGCACUAAAGACUAUUGAUAUUGAUGUUAAUGGAAUGCUGGAUUUUUCAGAUUUCCUUAAGACUGUGAAUGAUGUUUGUUAUUUGGUCUCCCAGGAUCCAGCAUUCCAGAAUGCCUUGAAGAUUUUCUGUAGGAUAAAAAGUGGUCGAGUUGCGAUUGAUGAGCUGGCUGCUGUUUUGGAUAGCAUGGAUAUUCCUGUGAUUCCUGAAACUUUUCAGGAAGUGAUAAAACAUGCUAGUAUAGAUGGUUACCACAUGGUGGAUAUUAGAGAUAUUCUAUUUAAUUUGGAUGAACUACAGCACCACUAUGAAGAGUUUGCAGUUGUGGAAUCAACAGCCUUGUGUGAAUCUACUACAAACAGAAAGUUAUCAAAUAUAUCAGCAUGUUAUUCACAGUAUAGAAAGAAAAGCAUUUUAUCUUCCAGACUAUCUGAACUAUCAUCAUUCCCUAAGUUAAAUAGAAAAACCCUCCAAUAUCAUAAAAUUAUGGAGGAUAAUGAUUACCUUCAAUGUAAAAGAUCAAAAAAACCUUUGCAAAUAAAAAAAUUCCUAACUGGGGUUGAUAGCAGUGAUACAGGAUUCCAGGAACCAUAUUCAAAGGAUGGGAUAAACUUUAAGAAAAGUUCAGAGAAGAUGGAAAUUCAUGACUCGAAGUCUGUACCGUGUGACUUGAAGAGCGUUACGAGCCUCAAAAAGUCUCUGGAUAAAAGUGAUACUUACAGCAUCCCAAAACUUCACGAGCCAGCUGUCAGAAGGCAUUCCAGCCUCCUAAAACAGGUUUCAUCUAAGGAAAAAAUUGCAGUGAAUGCUCUGGAAAACAUCUAUGAAGCUAUCGAUAAACUCCAAGAAAAUUACAUUACUGCAGAAGAACUUCAGUCCAUUUUGCCUUCAAUAGGAAUUACUUUAUCAGACAAAGAGUUAAAAAAGAUUGUGUCCGAUACUACUCAAAAUGAAAAUGGAAUGGUGAAUUUAGAUGACUUUAUGAGUGCUCUUUCCAAGGAGCAAAGUCUUCCUGACUAUGAUGCAUUGACUGAUGUCAUUAAAGCCAUUAAUAAAAUUAAAGAUGAAAAUAUUGAUUAUGAGGAUCUGAAUACUUGUCUUCAGCAUUUUGGAGUUUACCUUUCUAAGCCAGAAUUUGAGAAGAUUACAGAGUUGACUAAGGCUGACAAAACAGAAAAAGUGAACUUUAAAGAGUUCAUUGAUACAAUGAUGACUAAUACGGAACGCUUCUCUGAAAAUUUAUUAUUGCCUGAUACUAUUGAAAAUCUCCAUCAUCUCAGCAAAGAGAAGAUGAAUGUUUCUCACCUGUGGAACACUCUAUCUAACUUGAAUAGUAACUUGAAAAAAAAGGAAUUCGUAGAUGCACUGAAAUUAGCAACAGUGGAUGAAGAUGAUGAAGUACAAAUAGAAGAAUUUGGGCAAGUGGUAAAGGAAAUUCAUGAUGCCUCCAGGUUGAAAGAAUUAAAAGACAUUGUCUUAGUUCUUGAUGGGCUUGAAGGUGACAUGAUACCUGGGAAGAACUUGGAGAGCUUUCUAGGAAAUAUUGGGAUUAAGUCACCUGAAGAAGAGGCAGAGAAAAUUCUUCAAUCAGAUCUUGUUUCUGAUGACAACAUGGUGAAUAUUAAAGACUGUAUGAAGGCAUUGACGGACACCCCAAAAUUUUCCAAUUUUGUUGCAUUAAAUAACAUCAUCAGUACAUUGGAUCGUAUGGAAGAAAGUGAUCAGUCUGACAAGGACAACUAUGCAGAGGUACUUGGAAACACCAAUAGAAGUGAUUUCAUUGAUGACAGUCUUCAAGAAGUGCUGGAUAAUUCCUUGCUUGACAAUUUUAGGAAAGAGUCUUUGUCUUCAAAUCUGAAACUACCAGCAGCAGAUGAGAUUAAAGAAGUGGCUCAUAUCUUGACAAGUGUUGAUAAUGGCAAGAUUGGUAUACAUAACUUGGAGCAUGCCCUGAAAAGUUUGAAUGCUAAUUUAACUGAAGAGGACAUCAGUGAAGCCCUUAAAUGUUGUGACAUCAGUGAAAAUAAUGAGGUGAAUUUAAAAGAUUUCUUUAAAAGUAUUAAGGAAAGUCCACAUUUCAAAGAGUCCAUAGCUACACAGCCUCUCUUAGCUGUUACCCAAAUUCUCCAGAAUGAUCUAAUUGAUGCCUCUGACCUCAAGGCAUUAUUGAUGAACAAUGACUUUUAUGCAGCUGAUAUUUCACUUGGUGAAGUAUUAGGACACUGCCCUGACCAUGAAAAUAAAAAUCUAUUUUGCAACAUCAGCAUUCACAAAAAUGAACUUAUGUCCAUUCCUGCACUUCAGCAAAAUUUAAAUGCCAUGGGAAUCUGUCUAACAGAUGAUAAAAUAAAGGAGACUUUGGAUAACACUAAUCCUAAAGAUGAAGUGGUAAAUUUUAAGGAUUUCAUCAGAGAAUUGAACAACAGUGAUGAAUUUAUCGAGUGCCAAAGAAUAGAAGAUGCAUGUAAUGUUGUUAAUAGUGUCUCUGAUGGGAAAGUUGAAGUUAAAGACCUUUUAUCUGCCUUGGAGGGCCUGGAGAAACCUUUAAAUGAAGAAAAACCUGAGGUAUUACUGAACUCUGAAAUAGAUGAAAGUAAAAAGAUCUUAAAAGAUAUAAUUAUUGAUUUCACUAAUUCAUCUAAACCAUCAACACCAUUCAACAAUUUAUUGAAGGAGAUUACAACUCUGGAUAAGAUCAGAAAUGAUAAGAUGCCGGUAAAGGAACUGUGCUCCCAGCUCCAGAGAGCUGGAGUUCCACUGAGCACCAAGACAUUCCAGGGAAUUCUGACUCAAGCAUCUACUGACGAAAAUAGUGAAGAAAGUCUCAAACAAAUUUUGGAGGCUUUGGACACAAAUAAACCAGCUCCUGAAUUUGAAGGUUUAUGUACGGCCCUCCACACUGUCAACUUGACAAACUCCAACAAAAUUCAGAUUGGUGACUUGAAAGAUGCUUUUGAUGACCUCAGUGUUUCUGUGAAGCCUGAAGAACACCAGAUGUUAGCGAAAACGCUUGAUGUUGACGAAAAGGGAGAUACUUCCCUAAAGACUGCCCUUUUAGCACUGAAGAGCAUUACACGUUUUCAAGAUUUUAGAGGUGCAUAGAGAACAUGUGAAUUCUCAUUCUGAUGGAAAUUUAUAUAUUUAACUUAUUGGGAUCAGUGAUCCAUCCAACCUGAAUCUUUGUCGUUUU